AUGGACGCCCAGCCAAAGAGCUCGGAUGCCGGCGACGGGACAGCGGCAAAAAAGCGAAGGAUAUGGGCCGCUUGCGAGCUCUGCCGCAAGCGAAAGUCUCGCUGCGAUGGCCAGAACCCCUGCAAGAGCUGCCUCAACACGGUCAAGGCCACCCUGCCCUCGUCGAGCUUGCCCGACGCCAGCUCCAUCGGCAAGGGCGACGUACCGACCACCUCCUCCGACUAUGCUGCCUGGAUCGCAAAGGCCAAGGAGAUCUGCAUCUUUGACUGGAACCGCAAGCCGCGCGGGCCCAAGGCCAGAAAGCGGCCCGGCUCGAGCCAGAGCACCGAUGCCGCCGGCCUCGGCGCACCGCGAACCGAGGCCAGCGCCGGUGCCGCCUAUGUCCAGUCGCAGCAGCUUCAGCUACACCGCGCCAUGUCGGACUCGGACAGCUCCCUCAGCCGCGCAGGCCUCUCGCCCCACGAUGGCUCGGCUUCCUUUUCGCCCCUCACCCCGACCGUGUCCGACUCGGCGACGUCGAUAUCGAGCCACGGCCCGGCCCACAUGCUGGCACGUGGAUCGGCCGACGCAGAGAGGCUGAUGGCGGGAUCCUCGAUGCUCCACCGCCUCUCGGGCUCGCCCGUGGGCCACAUCGGCAGCGCGGGCGGCGGGGCCGAGCUCGACCGCACUCAGCCCUUUGACCCGGCCAAGCAGCGGACCCAGAGCCCGGCGGUCGGGUAUCCGCUGGGCUUCACAUCGUCGCCCGCUGGGCAGUCGGCUGCGGGUGGCGCUCCAACGUUCGUCCAGGACAGCAAUGUGCCCUGGCAAGCCGGCGGACAGGGCCAGCCGAUGAACAUGGCGCAGCAGCAACCUGCCGUCGCCCCAUACCCUUGCCCGGGCGAGGGCUUCGACGGAGCCGGGUCUAGCUUCUUUCGCCACCGGCGCAACAGCAACGCCAGCUUCAGGUCGUCGGCCCAGUUCAGCGGCGCCUCGAGCGGUGCCCGCAGCCGGACGGCCCUGUCGCCCGAACGGUCCAACGACUCGACGGCGCCACGCCGCCCAGCCCUGGGGCCCGACGGCUCCCCCGUUUCCGAUGCGGCCAUCACCCACUUUGCGCAGGCCACUGCCCUCUCGCCGCCGUCGGACGCCAUCGGGCCGUGCGACCGGUACAUGGACCAGACCAACCUCAUCGACCGCCUCCGCCCCUACUGCACCGACCAGGACCGCCCGCUGGUGGCCAUCGCCAUUGCUCACUUUGCCGAGUUCGACUCUCAUGAGAAGCUCGCGCCCGCCCGCUACCUCUUCGGCCAGCAGUCGGGCGGGCCGCAGCCCGAGCCGCCGGCGUACCUGCUGCUGGCGUUGCUGGCGCUGCUCAGCCAUCGCGCGCUGCUGCUGCCCGACGACCUCAACAUCGAGGACCUCGAUCUGCGCGCCGGGCCCGCCACGCUGCGCUGCGCCGCGCAGAACGGCCGGCUCGAGGGCGAGGAUCGACAAGAGAUGCUGCAGUUUGCGCGGCGCUGCUGGUCGUUGGCGUGCGACGUCAUGCUGCAAAAGAUCAGGGCGGGCGAGGUCGACCCGCGGCUGGUGCAGUGCGGCCUGUUCCUCGACCUCGGCGCCGUCGAGGACGGCAUCAGCACCAAGAAGAUGGCCAAGAUGAAGUACUGGCUCUUCCGCGUCCUCUUUUGCUGGCGCCUGCACCAGAUCGACCUGACGCCCGAGUCGCCCGACUACGACGUGCCCUGGGAGCCCGUGACAGUGCUGCGCCGCGCCAUCGAGUACGCCGGCGACGUGGGCGACACCGACGACGACCUGCCGCUGCCGCGCAUCGUCGACGCGCGCGGCUUCGUGACGGACCCCAUCGAGCGCGAGGCGCUGCGGCGCACCGUCAUCUUCAUGACGUGCUCGGCCUACUGGAUCCAGACCUCGGACAUGCAGCUGCCGCGCUUCGACCUGUUUUCGAUGGCCGUCGAGAGCGUCCACCGCGACGACUACAUCCACGAGCUGAGCAACUGGACGCCCAAGCCGCGCACCCGCACCAACGAGUACAUGCAGCAGACGCGCUACCUCGUCUUCCGGCUCUACGCCCGCGUCGUCCGCCUGCUUCACACGCCGCUGCUCGACAUCUGCACCGGGCGCUCGCCCGAGCCGGACCUGCAGCGCGCGCUCAACGAGAUGGAGACCGAGUCCGACUGGCUCCGCAGCAGAAUCGGCGAGGUGACGUUCGAGGGCCCCGAGCAGCCGAUCAAGAUGGCGGCGCUAGUGCAGUCGCGCUUGUGCGAGGUGAUGCUCUACCGCCUUCACCUGGCCAUCCAGGCGUUCUACUUUCUCUUCCCCGCCGAGACCGACGCGCGGCCCGACCCGUCGCUGAAGCUGGCCACCACCAUGGUGCCGAAGGAGCGCGAGCACUUGUCAGGCUUUGAGCGGAUCGCGGGCGAAGCUGCAGGCUCGGCGCAGCAGUCGAGCGGCGUCCGGCACAGCUCGAGUCCUGCAUCCGCGGAUCUCGUCAAUGGGGACCGUUCCCAGCCCCAGGCACGGAUGCCGCCCCAGCCGCAGCCGCAGCCUCAGCCUGCCGCACCGCCAUCCGACGGCGGUUCACCGGGCCUGGCGUUGCUGCCCAAGCCUACGUGCACGCGCAGCCCGGUGCGAGCGUGCUUUGCGUCGAUCCUCGAGAUGGGCAUGGUGGCGCGCCGAUCGCUCGAGAUGCACCGGGCCAGGGAGGCCGCGCUGGCGCCGCUCGAGGACCGAACGGUAGCGGCGGCGCUGUCAUGCGCUCCCGGCGCCGGGGACAAGGUGGGCACGGGCGCCGGGAGGACCAUGGAUGGCAUCCUGCGCUCGGUUCGGUGGCCGCGGCACUGGCGUACGAUUGCGCAGCACGCGUUUGCCAUGGCCGCCGAGACGCACGUGGCCGGGUCGUCUUGGGGUUCGACGUUUGCGCAGAACAACCCGGACUGGGUGGAGCCGCCGUCGUUUGGGUUCCUGCCGGCCUCGGAGGACAAGGAGACGCUCGAGGCGGCCAUGUGGUCGGCGGGCCACACGAUUGUGGAGCUGCUCGAGGCCAUGGGCACGACGGGCAGCCAGCACGCCGCCAACACGGCCAAGCUGACGCGCCAGUACGGGCAGGAGAGGUACGAGUGGGCCAUGCGCCAUUCGCAGGGUGGUGGUGGCGGCGGCGGCGGCAAUGCCUCGGGCUCGCAGAGGUAA
Molecule: messenger RNA, 3180 nt
Organism: Pseudozyma flocculosa PF-1
Lineage: Eukaryota; Fungi; Basidiomycota; Ustilaginomycetes; Ustilaginales; Ustilaginaceae
Exons: 2
Coding region: 1-3180 (1059 amino acids)
Biological process (GO): response to xenobiotic stimulus; regulation of DNA-templated transcription
Molecular function (GO): zinc ion binding; DNA-binding transcription factor activity, RNA polymerase II-specific
Source: RefSeq, a predicted model, not a curated record